AGUGGUUUUCCGUGCUGUUUUCCCAGCUGAAUUCCAUCUGCUUCCUCCCAUUCUUAAGCAGGAAACCCUAAUAUAAUGGAAACUUGUUUCUCUACCCACCUUUUCCAAAUCAGCAAAUGCAGCCAAAGGCUCAUUUCAUCCGUGGCACAUUUCAUGCUGAGAAACUACACCAGAGAAGGAUGGCUUUCCAAAUUGGAGUUUUCUUACUAAUCAUCUAUUUACCACAUGCACAAGGUUCUGACAGAACAUCAACAAUAACACCAUCAACACAACGGACUAACAGCAACACAACUCCAAACUCAGCAUCAACUAAAGCAGCUGUUAAAUUAAAUGACAAAAUUUCAUCUGCGUCACCAUCUAUGAAUACACCUGGAAUGACAUCCACUACAGAGAAAAUGACAGGAAAUGUAACAUCUGCUAAAAAGGAACUGUGUGGAGUGAUGUGUCAGACGACUCAGAUGACUGGAAUGCCAGCAUCUGGUGAAAAUAGUACUUCUAUUACAACCUCUCCUUCAACUAAAACAUCUAGACACAUGGCAACAACAGAAAUGACUUCAACAGCCAACCCUAAAAUAUUAAGCAUCAAUGUGACUACAACAGCUACCAGCUCUGAGGACCUUAGCCAACUACAAUAUCAAACAGAAAGUAUGUCACAGAACAAAACUAACAAUGAAACUGAUGUCUCAGUAUUUCCCGCUGGACAAACAGACAACAAGCUCAAAAUGGUAGCUUUUGGGGUAAUUAGUUUUAUUCUGCUUCUGAUAAUUGUCAUGGUCAUCCUAGUCAGUGUCGUGAACUUAAGAGGGAAGUGCCGAGGAUCUAAAGAGGCAGACGGAAAAAAGAUCGGUGAUUCAGUUGUAUCUGAAAGCAAUGCUACAAUCAAUGGAGAGAAAGAAAGUAUAAUGCUGAUCUCAAUGAAAAGUUUGAUCACAGAAACAGACUCUCCUCGGAUGUCAUGCGUAUUCAGGUCUCCAGAAAGUGAAGAUGGAGACCUUAGUAUUGAUGCAUACAGUGCCAAGUACAUAUAGAGCCAAAUCAAGACAUCCUUUCUAAAGAAGACUGAGGAUCUGUGUAUAAUAAACAAGGAAAAAAAUACCAUUUAUUUAAAUGAAUGAAUUUUUAAAAAGCACUUUUGUCUGUACUCUGCCUUGGGAAAUUGGUUGCAAAGGUUUUGGACUUUUUUACAGAAAUAAACAUUUUUCCUUCUUUUAAAAGACAUUUCUGAACCUUGGAUAAAAAGUGCCAACCAAAUAAGAAAUAAUAGUAAUAAAAAACAUCGACUGAGAGUAAUAUUUGAUCAUUUCUUUUAAACAUUGCUCAAUAAAAUGGAUUUCCUAGAGUGA
This is a messenger RNA of Erpetoichthys calabaricus (reedfish), 1343 nucleotides long. RefSeq names its product endothelial cell surface expressed chemotaxis and apoptosis regulator (gene ecscr). The transcript is spliced from 9 exons. Lineage: Eukaryota; Metazoa; Chordata; Cladistia; Polypteriformes; Polypteridae. The coding region runs from base 117 to 1028 and encodes 303 amino acids. The record is from RefSeq and is a predicted model, not a curated record.